This is a messenger RNA of Capronia coronata CBS 617.96, 1824 nucleotides long. RefSeq lists its product as uncharacterized. NCBI's taxonomy places the organism in Eukaryota, Fungi, Ascomycota, Eurotiomycetes, Chaetothyriales, Herpotrichiellaceae. The transcript has a single exon. The record is from RefSeq and is a predicted model, not a curated record. The coding region runs from base 1 to 1824 and encodes 607 amino acids.
AUGUCCCUGGCGCCUUACUAUUAUAGACCUCUUACGCCUCCAGAGGCUACCAGUGCUGCUGGCCAGCAGAGUCACUCUCGGAAUGUGUCGAACUCGUCCUAUUGCACAGUUGACACUUCGCCCGAGUCCGUAAUAACAGCUAAUACGACUCCGAGCCGUUCACCACUUCUACGUCAACAUGGUCCAACCUUGCUCCCAAAGAUCAGAACCCAGGAUUCCUCCUUGGAGCCCCGAGUGGUUGCUCGUCCUUCCGCUCAUCGACGAGCAUUGUCAAGUACGAACAUCAACAAGAAUGUUCGACCCGGCAUGUACAGGAGCGCGACUGAACCUGCGGACUGCAUCCCGAUGAUCUCGCCCGUCUCGAACGCUCCAAACUCGCGGUCGAAUUCACUCAUUCCCUCACCAGCCAUCUCCAAAGCAAAACUCAGCGUGCCUAUUAGGACACAUUCGCGCUCGUCGUCUGCUUCCAGCAUCAACGGCAGUGUCCUGACACGCUUUGGCUACCCAACCUACCGUCAAUUGCCCAUUUACAUGUCUCAUGACCAGCAGAGUAGACCGUCCCCAGACUUGUUUGCGACUACAUUCAUGCCCUACACGGAAAUACCUAUGCCCGAACCACCUCUCAUCACUCUCGAGGGCACCUUCGACUUGCCUAUUGACCUUGAGGCUAUUUCACGGCCUUGCUCAAUGAGUCCUCCACCGGUGCUCGCCCCAGUCUCCUCUACCAGCCUACUUAGCUACUUGACACAGUCAACACAGCCAAUGAACUUGGUCCGACAUCUUACAUAUCAAACAGGUCGUGGUCUCACAAACCAUUUUUGGUGGGAUGUCCGUAAUCUCAGGCCUUGGAAGUCAUUCUCGUUGCAGACGAUGUCGACAAUACCGGACCUGUUCAAUCUUCUAAAUUUCCAACACGAUACAUCAUGCCUUCCCAUCACCAACACGAACGCCGCCACCGUCACACCCUCAUCGGAGGCCGACCUCGCCGGUCUGAUCUCGAAAAUAUUCUUCCCAAAAGUCAAUGCUGCCACGAGGCUGUCGCUUGGUCACAAUGCCAUCUCGCUAUACCCCGUUCCAGCUCCAACCAGUACAGGCGUGAGCUCCAACGCAGCCAAUAUACCCACUUUCCUUGCCAACUAUCCCAGCGACAACGACCGCACCCUUUCAGGGCUCCCUCGUGGCCGUAUCGUCGGUCUUGUACGGUCGUUCGACCGCUGGAACACAGGUAUGCGCCGUGAAGGCCCAGCCCGCAAAGUGGAGUACCUCCGGACGCUGGCGCACCUGCAAAAAUGCAUGCGUGACCACAGCUGUCGGUAUGGUUUCAUUAUCACGGAGAUUGAGCUCGUCUGCGUCCGUGCUGGAUGUGACGAGCGCGGGCAGCCUUACUUUGGAUUUCUCGAGGUGGCAGAGGCGGUGGAGACCAAGACCUCGCUAAACAACCCUGAUGCUUUCAUGGACAGUGGUGCUGGGCACGUCAACAUGACGGUCAAUCUGGCGCUGUAUUACCUUCUCAUGCUCGCCAAAGCGACGCCACUGCCGGGACAGCCAGCCAGUUUCAUGGAUGUGGGAGGGCCAGGAGCAAUGACUCGGCAGAGAGUGUGGGACGGAGGCAAUGGUGAGAGUAUAGUCACGAUUGACGACGACGGCGAUAUCGAGGAACUGGGCAAGGAUGGCAAAGACAAAUGGAUCCCCGAACCGCAGAUGGGCGAGAAGAGGGAGGCACGAACUGUGAGAGGCUGGGUCUGGCCCAGUGAUCCCUGGCACAAGAGGGAAGGCGAGCGUGGCGAGCGUGGGAGUGGUGCGAGAGGUGGUAGAAGGGGAUGA